AAGUAGCAUUGCAGGUGACAGGGGAGUCAGUAGCACAGCAGUAAAGGAGAGAGGCUUCUACAAUACACCUGUCCUCUGGUCACCUCUGCAGCUCAGAACAGACAAAAUGACACAGGAUUAUUUUGGGUUCUCCUUAGUUAGAAGUGUGCCUAUUAAUGGCACAGUGGCAGUCAACAACCCGGCGGAUAUCUCUGUGAUUGUGAUCUACUUUGUGGUUGUCCUGGCAGUCGGAGUAUGGGCUAUGGUGAGCACAAACCGAGCCACCGUAGGUGGAUUCUUCCUGGCAGGAAGAAGCAUGGUGUGGUGGCCAAUUGGGGCAUCCCUCUUUGCGAGCAACAUUGGCAGUGGGCAUUUUGUUGGCAUCGCAGGGACUGCAGCUGCAGGUGGACUUGCCAUUGGCGGAUUCGAAUGGAAUGCCCUUGUGGUGGUGAUCAUUCUUGGAUGGCUCUUUGUUCCCAUUUACAUCAAAGCUGGGGUGGUGACCAUGCCAGAGUACUUGAGGAAGAGGUUCGGAGGCCAGCGCAUCCGCAUCUAUCUCUCAGUGCUCUCACUCUUCCUCUAUGUCUUCACUAAGAUCUCAGCAGAUAUGUUUUCUGGAGCCAUCUUUAUUAACCAGGCUCUGGGGCUGAAUAUCUACCUUGCUGUGAUUCUCCUGCUAAGUAUCACGGCUCUAUACACCGUCACAGGUGGACUGGCUGCAGUGAUCUACACAGACACAUUGCAGACCAUCAUCAUGGUCGUGGGAUCUUUCAUCCUCAUGGGUUAUGCCUUCAAUGAGGUGGGAGGUUAUGAAAACUUCCAGACGCGCUACAUGGAGGCCAUACCCACUCUGACUGGGGUCAACAUCAGUGAGAGCUGCUACACCCCUCGGCCUGACUCCUUCCACAUCUUCAGGGACGCGGUGACAGGGGACCUGCCCUGGCCAGGCCUGGUGUUUGGCCUCACUGUCCAGGCCACCUGGUACUGGUGCACUGAUCAGGUGAUUGUCCAGCGCUGUCUAUCUGCCAAGAAUCUUUCCCAUGUCAAGGCUGGCUGUAUCCUGUGUGGCUACCUGAAGCUGCUGCCCAUGUUCCUCAUGGUCUUCCCUGGCAUGAUCAGCCGAAUCCUCUACCCAGACGAGGUGGCUUGCGUGGAACCAGAGGAGUGUCUGAGGUACUGUGGGGCCAGUGUUGGCUGCACCAACAUUGCUUAUCCCAAACUGGUGGUGGACCUCAUGCCAAAUGGUCUGCGAGGCCUGAUGCUGUCGGUGAUGAUGGCGUCUCUGAUGAGCUCCCUGACCUCCAUCUUCAACAGUGCCAGCACCCUGUUCACGAUGGACAUUUACACCAAGAUACGCAGCUCCUCCUCCGAGAAGGAACUCAUGAUCGCUGGGAGGGUGUUUAUCCUGGUUCUGAUCGGGGUGAGUAUAGCGUGGAUCCCUGUGGUCCAGUCUGCUCAGAGCGGCCAGCUCUUUGACUACAUCCAGUCAAUCACCAGCUACCUGACUCCGCCCAUCGCUGCCACCUUCAUGCUCGCCAUCUUCUGUAAGCGCGUCAAUGAGCCGGGUGUGUUCUAUGGCCUUACGAUAGGCCUGGCUAUUGGCUUAACCAGGAUGAUCAGUGAGUUUGCCUAUGGGACAGGAAGCUGUGUGACCCCCACUAACUGUCCUGAGAUCAUCUGUGGGGUCCACUACCUCUACUUCUCCAUUAUUCUGUUCUGUAUCUCCUGCCUGCUGAUAGUCAGCAUCUCCCUCAUGACCAAACCCAUUGACGACAAACAUUUGCACCGCUUGUGCUGGCAGCUGAGGAACAGCACAGAGGAGAGGGUGGAUCUGGAGCUAGACAAUUGGAAAGAAGAUCAAGAACCUACCUAUGUGGAUAUUGAUGAUAAGAGAGAGCCCACCGAGGAGCCAGGCUGUUGUAAGAAGGCAGUGUUGAGCUUCUGUGGCUUGGAGAAAUCGACUGCUCCCAAGCUGAGUGCUGAGGAGCAGGCUGAGCUGCAGAGGCAACUCACAGACACCUCAGAGAAACCCAUGUGGAGGAACGUGGUCAAUGCCAACGCCAUCAUCCUCCUGUGCGUCUGUGUUUUCUUGCACGGCUUCUACGGUUAAACAUCUCCUCAUACUGGAACCCCCCCUGCCCUGGAGUCUGGACUGUCUAACCAUAAACUUGGGUAGUCUCCUCUUUCAACCCUGAAAUCCCCCCUGACUCACAGGCCCACAAUACACUGUGAAUUGCCACCUCUCUUACACUCCCUCCCUCUAUCCAUCAUCUGUACUGGAGUCUGGACUGUCUAACCAUAAACUUGGGUAGUCUCUUCUUUCAACCCUGAAAUCCCCCCUGACUCACAGGCCCACAAUGCACUGUGAAUUGCCACCUCUCUCCACCUCUCUUACACUCCCUCCCUCUAUCCAUCAUCUGUACCUCUUAACUCUGUAAUCUCCACACCCCCGCAAUGUGGUCAAUGCUACGAACACCUUACCUAGCUCCAUACCUGAACGGGCCUAGGCCCUCUAACUGGGAGUCACAACGCUCCUUUGUUUGGUGUUCUUUGUUCUUUGCUUUGUGGACUUUAAAUGUAUGUACCUGUAUGUUGAAUGUGUAAUGAAGAUCAUGAGGAUGAUGAAGAGGAUAAUGAUGAUGAUGAUACUGAUGAUGGUGCUGAUGAAGGAUCUGAAUAGAACUCGGUGUCCAAUGGUAUCCAAUGUUCACUUUGAACUUUCUGCCCUUCAUGAAGUUACUAUGGUUUGGUAUAUUAACCAGGUGGGGCUGCAGUAGGAAUAAACUUGCAUAAUUUAA
Oncorhynchus tshawytscha (Chinook salmon) is the source of this 2777-nucleotide messenger RNA. It is a transcript of the gene slc5a1, whose product is annotated as solute carrier family 5 member 1. Gene Ontology annotation, cellular component: plasma membrane. Gene Ontology annotation, molecular function: D-glucose:sodium symporter activity. The record is from RefSeq and is a predicted model, not a curated record. NCBI's taxonomy places the organism in Eukaryota, Metazoa, Chordata, Actinopteri, Salmoniformes, Salmonidae. The transcript is spliced from 14 exons. The coding region runs from base 107 to 2089 and encodes 660 amino acids. Gene Ontology annotation, biological process: sodium ion transport; transmembrane transport.